AGUUCCAGAAAAAAUCAAAACUGACAAUGGACCAGGAUAUUGUAGUAAAGCUUUCCAAAAAUUCUUAAGUCAGUGGAAAAUUUCACAUACAACAGGAAUUCCUUAUAAUUCCCAAGGACAGGCCAUAGUUGAAAGAACUAAUAGAACACUCAAAACUCAAUUAGUUAAACAAAAAGAAGGGGGAGACAGUAAGGAGUGUACCACUCCUCAGAUGCAACUUAAUCUAGCACUCUAUACUUUAAAUUUUUUAAACAUUUAUAGAAAUCAGACUACUACUUCUGCAGAACAACAUCUUACUGGUAAAAAGAACAGCCCACAUGAAGGAAAACUAAUUUGGUGAAAAGAUAAUAAAAAUAAGACAUGGGAAAUAGGGAAGGUGAUAACGUGGGGGAGAGGUUUUGCUUGUGUUUCACCAGGAGAAAAUCAGCUUCCUGUUUGGAUACCCACUAGACAUUUGAAGUUCUACAAUGAACCAAUCGGAGAUGCAAAGAAAAGGGCUGCCACAGAGAUGGUAACACCAGUCACAUGGAUGGAUAAUCCUAUAGAAGUAUAUGUUAAUGAUAGUGUAUGGGUACCUGGCCCCACAGAUGAUCGCUGCCCUGCCAAACCUGAGGAAGAAGGGAUGAUGACAAAUAUUUCCAUUGGGUAUCGUUAUCCUCCUAUUUGCCUAGGGAGAGCACCAGGAUGUUUAAUGCCUGCAGUCCAAAAUUGGUUGGUAGAAGUACCUACUGUCAGUCCUAACAGUAGAUUCACUUAUCACAUGGUAAGCGGGAUGUCACUCAGGCCACGGGUAAAUUAUUUACAAGACUUUUCUUAUCAAAGAUCAUUAAAAUUUAGACCUAAAGGGAAACCUUGCCCCAAGGAAAUUCCCAAAGAAUCAAAAAAUACAGAAGUUUUAGUUUGGGAAGAAUGUGUGGCCAAUAGUGCGGUGAUAUUACAAAACAAUGAAUUCAGAACUAUUAUAGAUUGGGCACCUCGAGGUCAAUUCUACCACAAUUGCUCAGGACAAACUCAGUCAUGUCCAAGUGCACAAGUGAGUCCAGCUGUUGAUAGCGACUUAACAGAAAGUCUAGACAAACAUAAGCAUAAAAAAUUACAGUCUUUCUACCCUUGGGAAUGGGGAGAAAAAGGAAUCUCUACCCCAAGACCAGAAAUAAUAAAUCCUGUUUCUGGUCCUGAACAUCCAGAAUUAUGGAGGUUACUGUGGCCUCACACCACAUUAGAAUUUUGUCUGGAAAUCAAACUUUAGAAACAAGAGAUCGUAAGCCAUUUUAUACUAUCGACCUAAAUUCCAGUCUAACGGUUCCUUUACAAAGUUGCGUAAAGCCCCCUUAUAUGCUAGUUGUAGGAAAUAUAGUUAUUAAACC
Molecule: messenger RNA, 1367 nt
Organism: Pan troglodytes (chimpanzee)
Lineage: Eukaryota; Metazoa; Chordata; Mammalia; Primates; Hominidae
Product: endogenous retrovirus group K member 5 Env polyprotein-like
Source: RefSeq, a predicted model, not a curated record